UCUCUCUCUCUUGCCGCGUCGAAGCUAUAUGUGCUCGCCUCCGAGGUCUUCUCUCUCUAACAUCUCUCCUCCUCUCCUUGCUGCCCCGUGCCAUGCUGCUACUGCUCCCUCCACUCUUCCACCUCUAGCAACUUCUUCCGCUCCUCCCCUCUCUCCAGCUCGCUCUCUCUCUCUCCCCUCGCAUCUCAUCUCCUGUUGUAGUCCACAUCCACACGAGCGGUCGUCGCGUCCGCGCGCGGUCAGCCGCCUCCGGUCGCCCCCAGCAAGGAAGGACCGCCAAAAAGGAGCGAGUGCACAGGAGCUAGCGAGGCGCGCGGCGGCCGAGCCGGGUCGGCCGGGCGGAUGGAAUGAGCCGGCGGCAGCCCGGAUGGUCCCGGCUCGGAACCUGCAGCCGCUCGCCCGCGACGCACAUGCCACGCCCUGCGCCGCCGCCGCAGGCCUCGGCGUGACGCCGACGGCGCCCAUGGCACAGGAGCCCAUCGACAAGCACCACAGCGAGCCGACCAAGCCUCCGCCGCCGCCGCAGGAGAGGCAGGCGGACCAAGACACGCGCCGCCACGCCCACGCCUACGGGGAGCAGCAGCAGCGGACGCUGCGGCCGCUCCAACCCGCCGGCGUCCACCACCAGGAGGCCGCGGGCAGCAGCGGGAGCAGCAGCAACGGCGGGGCCGGGGACUGGCUCCGGCUCGGCCUCUCCCCGGCGUCCCCCAGCGCCGGCGGAACGCAGCCCGGCCUAGUCUUCGCAGACCGCGCGGCGGGGCCGCCGUUGCUGCUGUCGUCGCAGCCGCAGACGCGGACGGCAUCGGAGGCGCUACGGCCGGGCAUGGGCGUGGCACCGGGACCAUUCCUGCACCAGGCCGCGCCCGGCAUUCCGCAGGCGUCGAUAACCCUGCCCGUGCCGCGCGCGGGACCUCCUUGGCUGCCGCCGUGGAGCCCCUCCGCGGUGGCGCCGCCGCUGGUCCCCUUCGGGAACCGCGCGUUCUACACGCCCGGCGCCGCCUCCGGGCUCGACGCCAUCAGGGUGGUCCUGCCGCCGUCGGCCGUCGCCGGCGUCUGGUUCGCGCUCCAGGCCGCGCCGCACCAGGGGAGGGAGCCAUUCUUGCCUCAGAUUCCGAGAAGCUACCUACGGAUCAAGGACGCGAGGGUGACGGUCCGGCUGUUGAGCAAGUAUCUGGCGGGCAGGCUUGGAUUAGAGGACGAAUCAGAGGUGGAGAUCACGUGCCGAGGGCGACAGCUCCCAGCGUUCCUGACCCUGCAGCAUGUCCGGGACGGCAUCUGGUGCCAGGGCGACGCUGCUGCCGCCUCGCCGUCGGUGGUGCCGGACAUGUCAGCAGCUAACCACCACCACCUCAUGGUUUUGCAGUACGGCAGGAGGUCGUAGCAGGCAGAGACAGACAGAGUACCACCCGCUCCCCCCCACCGAUGUCCGAUCGAUGACACUCAGUUGCAAUGUAGAUUCUGGCAUCCCCUGCCCGGCCCUCCUAACCCUUUUUGUCGGCACGGCCGGCAAUAGGCGGCAUGACGGAACGACCACGAGCUCCCGACCGCCAGCACGCGCGCACACCUGGACGGCGGAUGACCGGAGGCGGCUGUUCUCUUCCACACAAGUGCUGGAGAGAACAUAACAGCUUGGAAGUUGCCUGGCAGAGAGAGAGAGAGAAAGAGGGGUCGUGUACGAGUGCUGAUCGAAGAGUGGGUGUGGCGCGACUUCCAAGCCAUUUUGGCCUUCAUUCAGCUGACCUGAUCUACUAAUCCCCAGCUGAGCUGAGCCGUUACAUUUUGUUAAUCACCAGUCCCUUCCCGCUCCCGCGACGAUAGGCCAGCUGCUCGCUUCUCUUCUUUGUUGUGGAAGCAGCACCUUGUCCCGCUGUUCUUUCAGAGGGCCAACUUGACAUCGAUUCAUGACUUGACCCUAGAGAAGCUCUUUGUUUCUUUCUUCUUUUUUUUUUCUCUUUGCUUCAUUCAGCAGUUCAGUUGUAGCGCCUUCUUCCAUUUUCAUGACAUACAAGAUGUCGGAUGUGUUCGCGACAUUUGCCAUCCGCUUAUAUCUAUUUAAUUUAUUUAUUUAUUUGGAACUUUA
Zea mays is the source of this 2080-nucleotide messenger RNA. Its product is annotated as protein LAX PANICLE 2. The record is from RefSeq and is a predicted model, not a curated record. Bases 29 to 1381 code for a protein of 450 amino acids. Gene Ontology annotation, biological process: multicellular organism development. Lineage: Eukaryota; Viridiplantae; Streptophyta; Magnoliopsida; Poales; Poaceae. The transcript is spliced from 4 exons.